Messenger RNA from Geosmithia morbida, 654 nucleotides. RefSeq lists its product as uncharacterized. The transcript has a single exon. The record is from RefSeq and is a predicted model, not a curated record. Bases 1 to 654 code for a protein of 217 amino acids. Lineage: Eukaryota; Fungi; Ascomycota; Sordariomycetes; Hypocreales; Bionectriaceae.
AUGCUUCGCACCGUCCUCAUCAACGCUCUUCUGGCCUCCGUCGUCGCUGCUCACGACAAGGUCCUCACCAUCAGCUCCGUCGCCGUAGACUGUGACGAAUCGUCGGCUGCCCCUGUGGCGCCCCCUACUUUCUCGACCACCUUCCAGACCAGCGUCAAGACCAUCAUCAGCUGCGGCCCCGAGGUCCCCGACUGCCCUGGAGCCACGCCUCACCCUCACCCUGAGCCUACGCCCGUCGGUCCUCCUCCCUUCCCCACCGACGAAGUUUACCCCUCUCUGCCAAUCUGCUUCCCCGGUGGUGACUGCGAUGAGCUCCCCGCGACUCCUGUCGUCCCGGCCUCUCCUGUCCCCACCUACGCCGAGUCUUCGGAGCACCCCGUUGCUCCGUCCGUGACGCCCUCCCCUGGUGUCCAUACUCCUGUCGUUCCUAUCCCUCCCCCGGUCAUCCCCGCUUCUCCUGUGGCUCCCAUCUCUCCUGUCUACCCCAUCUCUCCCGCUUCUCCUACCCCGGGCACGCCCAUUCCCGCUACUCCCACUGCCGCACCCGAGGUUCCCACGGUUCCCACAGUUCCUGUUGCCGCUGGUGAGAUGAACCGUCCCCUGGCUGGCAUCUGCCUUGGUGUUGCUGCCAUCGUCGCUGUCAACCUGAUGUAA